Molecule: messenger RNA, 692 nt
Organism: Eurypyga helias (sunbittern)
Lineage: Eukaryota; Metazoa; Chordata; Aves; Eurypygiformes; Eurypygidae
Gene: RAD1
Product: RAD1 checkpoint DNA exonuclease
Exons: 4
Coding region: 133-654 (173 amino acids)
Biological process (GO): DNA repair; DNA damage checkpoint signaling
Cellular component (GO): checkpoint clamp complex; nucleus
Molecular function (GO): 3'-5' exonuclease activity
Source: RefSeq, a predicted model, not a curated record
CAGGCAGAAAUUUUUCAGGAAUUUGCUGUUCAGGAGGAAUCAGUGACAUUCCGGAUCAAUUUGUCUGUUCUUCUUGACUGCUUGACCAUUUUUGGUACCAGUUCUUUGCCAGGAACAUCGACGGCCCUUCGGAUGUGUUACCGUGGUUAUGGUUAUCCCUUGAUGCUGUUCUUGGAAGAAGGAGGAGUCGUGACAGUGUGCAAAAUUAACACUCAAGAACCUGAUGAGUUGUUAGACUUUGAUUUCUGCAAUACAAAGGUUGUUAAUAAAGUUAUCCUGCAGUCAGAGGGGUUACGAGAAGCCUUUGCCGAACUGGAUAUGACCAGUGAAGUCCUGCAGAUUACCAUGUCUCCAGAUAAACCCUACUUCAGGUUAUCCACAUUUGGAAAUGCAGGAAGUGCACAUCUGGACUACCCGAAGGACUCUGAUCUGAUGGAAGCAUUCCACUGUAACCAGACCCAGACAAACAGGUACAAGAUUUCUUUGCUUAAACCAUCUACAAAGGCACUGGCUUUAUCUUGUAAAGUGUCCAUUCGAACAGAUGCUCAAGGAUUUCUUUCGCUGCAGUAUAUGAUUAGGAAUGAAGAUGGACAGAUCUGUUUUGUGGAAUACUACUGUUGCCCUGAUGAGGAUAUUGCUGAAGCAGAACCGUAGGUGUAUGUUCUGUCUCCUGUAUUAUAUUUGUGGAUAUA